AUGAUGCUUUUGGUCUAUGGAUAUAUUGGCGGCGACAUGUUUAUGGGACGAGAGGCGUCUCGUCAAAUCAAAUCAUCGCUGCUAGCUUGCAACAGAUGUGUGCAAGUUGUGCUGCCUUACAUAGGCUAUGAGGAGUACUUGAAGCUCUUUGAAUGUCCAUUUCGCGGUCGUGGCGUACCAAAUUAUAUAUUUGGCCCUGAGACUGAGCAGAGAAGCCAGUGUCUGAGGUGGCGUACAAAGUAG
Molecule: messenger RNA, 243 nt
Organism: Pochonia chlamydosporia 170
Lineage: Eukaryota; Fungi; Ascomycota; Sordariomycetes; Hypocreales; Clavicipitaceae
Exons: 1
Coding region: 1-243 (80 amino acids)
Source: RefSeq, a predicted model, not a curated record